AUGUCAAUGUUCAAGGACCCCAAAGGUGAGAAACUUCGGGAGAUGCUGCUGAAGCAUGGGACAUUUGAUCAGGUUGAGGUUGAGCUGACCAAGACCUCUAUGCAAAUGGCAAUCAAUGAUGAGGAGGGUGCAUGGGAGAAUGAUGUAUCCUUGGCGAAAGAGGGUGUGCUGGCCACAUACAUUGAUUUGGUCGGCAAGAAAGUGGACAAAGCAACUGACCUCCAGGAGCUUACUGCCAUUUUUGUUUGUGGGAUUGGCCAGGAGAUGAUUCCCAAAACUCUCGAGCUUGAGGGCCACUACAAAGAACUUCUGAAAUUUCAGACAGAUGCUGUAUUGGAUGCCGGCACUCCACCGUCCAG
Symbiodinium pilosum is the source of this 359-nucleotide messenger RNA. NCBI's taxonomy places the organism in Eukaryota, Dinophyceae, Suessiales, Symbiodiniaceae. The record is from the annotation of a GenBank genome assembly.